UACCCUCUGUGCCCGGUGUUCGAUUUCGGGGUGUUGUAAACUGAAAACCUGAUUUCUUAGUUUGAUUCGUUUUCACAACGAUUUGAGUUGUUACUGAAAGUUGUACUGCAAAUGUGCUGAACAUGGUGUAACAACCCCUUGGGCUUGAUGAACUGAAGAUCUAGAAAUAUUUUCUUAACCAUGGCUGGUGACAGGAAAGAACAGCGUCGCAGCAGAAGUCGUGAAAGGACUGACAAAGUUGAUAGAGUCAAAGAAAGGGACCGUGAAAAGGAGAAAGACAGAGAUAGGAAAGAUAGAGAGGCCAGAGACAGGGAGAGGGACAAACCUCGAAGAAGUCGUAGUAGGUCCCGUGACAGAGUACGUGAUAAAGAAGAUGUGAGAAAGCGAUCUCGCAGCCGCAGCAGGGAUAGAGACAGAAUCAGGGAUGCUCGAGAUAACAAGGAUACUAGGGAUAGAGACAAAAAUCGCCCUCGUGAUCGAAAACCAUCUCCUGGUAAGGAUGUGAAAAAGGAACUUAAAAAAGAGGAUUCUGAGAAAGAUCCCAAAAAAGAAAUAGAAGAGGAAGAAACUAAACCUGUACGAAAAGAACCUUUGUCUUUAGAAGAGUUAUUAGCCAAGAAAAAAGCUGAAGAGGAGGCUCGCAACAGGCCAAAAUUCUUAACAAAGGAGGAACGUGCUGCUGAGGCCCUCCGUAAAAGGCAAGAGGAAGCUGAUGAAAUACGAAAGAGGCAAGAAGAGGAAAGACAAAAGCGCCUUGAGUUCAGCAAGUUAGUGCAAGAAGGUGGUGCACCUUCUGCUCCAAACUCUUUUGUACCACCUCCUCACCGUGGUCGUUAUGAUGAUAGAGAUAGGCAGCGGGAUGAUGACAGGGGAAGAUUUGGUGAUAGACCCAGGUAUGGUGACAGAGGCCGAGAUCGAAAUCGAAAUGAUCACGACCGUGGCCGAGACAGAGAUCAGAGAGAUAGAGAUGGGCGUAGAGGUGACAGAGAUGAUGAUGGUGUACCAUCAACAAAAGAUCGAGAGAAGGAGCAAGAAGCUAUCAAAGAGCGCUAUCUUGGAUUGAUGAAGAAAAAGAGGAGAGUUAGACGGCUUAAUGACAGAAAAUUUGUGUUUGACUGGGAUGCAUCUGAGGACACUUCUGUUGAUUACAACAAUAUUUACAAGGAGCGUCAUCAGGUUCAAUUCUUUGGAAGAGGCAAUGUAGCUGGUAUUGAUAUUAAGGCACAGAAAAGAGAUCAAUCAAAGUUCUAUGGUGAACUGUUGGAAAAGAGGCGAACAGAGGCAGAAAAGGAACAGGAGAAAGUAAGGUUGAAAAAGGUGAAAAAGCGAGAAGACAAGCAGCGUUGGGAUGACCGCCACUGGUCUGAUAAGGCUUGUGAUGAAAUGACCGAGAGAGAUUGGCGUAUAUUCAGGGAAGAUUACAAUAUUACUAUCAAAGGCGGACGUAUCCCAGAUCCUAUUCGUAGCUGGAAAGAGUCCACAAUCCCACCUGAAAUUCUUGAAAUCAUUGAUAAGGUGGGAUACAAGGAUCCUACCCCCAUCCAGCGUCAAGCUAUCACUAUUGGUCUGCAGAACAGAGACAUUAUUGGUGUUGCUGAGACUGGUUCCGGUAAAACAUUAGCCUUUCUCAUUCCCCUGCUCAUGUGGAUUCAAUCUCUUCCCAAAAUUGAGCGAAUGGAAGAUGCUGAUCAA
Frankliniella occidentalis (western flower thrips) is the source of this 1692-nucleotide messenger RNA. RefSeq names its product probable ATP-dependent RNA helicase DDX23. Gene Ontology annotation, biological process: mRNA splicing, via spliceosome. Gene Ontology annotation, molecular function: ATP binding; RNA helicase activity; RNA binding. Gene Ontology annotation, cellular component: catalytic step 2 spliceosome. The record is from RefSeq and is a predicted model, not a curated record. Lineage: Eukaryota; Metazoa; Arthropoda; Insecta; Thysanoptera; Thripidae.